AUGUCAAGUGGUGGACAUAGGUGGAUACUUGCAGCUAUGGAUUACUUCACAAAGUGGGUGGAGGCUAUGCCAACAAGACAAGCAAAAAGUAGAACAAUCAUCAAUUUCUUGAUUGAUAAUGUUAUAACCAGAUUUGGGGUCACAAUGAGGCUGAUCAUGGACAAUGCAGUGAAUUUUAGAUCAGAAGAGUUUACAGAUUUCUGCAAGACAUAUGGAAUUAUUAUAUCACAUGCAUCAUUAUACCAUCCCCAAAGUAACAGACUAGCAGAAUCUAGCAAUAAGAGCUUAAUGAAAAGCAUAAAAAGAACAUUAGGGCAGAAAAAGAAAGCAUGGGAUUCUAAAUUGAAGAUGGCAAUAUGGGCGGAUAGGAUUACGAUUAAGAAAGCCAUAGGGAGAUCUCCCUUUGAACUAGUAUAUGGCACACAUGCAAGGUUACCCAUGAAUAAUUUCCUCCCUGUAUACAAGUUUAUUCAAGUGAAUGAUUUAGAAAUUUUUGAUCCCAUGAAAGAGAGAAUGGAACAAAUCAUGGAAUUGCAUGAAAUCAGAGAAGAUUCUCAUAAAAAGAAUCCGAAGUUGCAAUAG
Messenger RNA from Cryptomeria japonica (Japanese cedar), 582 nucleotides. RefSeq lists its product as uncharacterized. Gene Ontology annotation, molecular function: nucleic acid binding. The transcript has a single exon. The record is from RefSeq and is a predicted model, not a curated record. Lineage: Eukaryota; Viridiplantae; Streptophyta; Pinopsida; Cupressales; Cupressaceae. Gene Ontology annotation, biological process: DNA integration. Bases 1 to 582 code for a protein of 193 amino acids.